Molecule: messenger RNA, 5597 nt
Organism: Salmo salar (Atlantic salmon)
Lineage: Eukaryota; Metazoa; Chordata; Actinopteri; Salmoniformes; Salmonidae
Gene: wdr26b
Product: WD repeat domain 26b
Biological process (GO): proteasome-mediated ubiquitin-dependent protein catabolic process
Cellular component (GO): GID complex
Molecular function (GO): protein binding
Source: RefSeq, a predicted model, not a curated record
AGGAAUUUCCGGUUACGUCAGCGUGUCUGGACUCCAUUAGGGGGUUGCAGCUGUUGAGAGAAACAACAACAAAAACGGAGCGAUUGACGGGACUAUCACGGAGUCAGUGCGUUCUCAGCCGGGUUACGAAGUCUAAAUUCUGGGAGCUAAAACCUCCUUUCCCACCCGGGGCUUCGCCGGCUUCUAACCACGGCCGCUCUCGGUGAGGAAACUCUGGCCUCCGCUUCCUCCUCCUCCGACUCGGACACCGGCGGAGCGUCGCCGCCCCCACGGAAGAAACACCGAGCCUCGGCGGCGGAGGGAGCAGGAGAGUCCGGGGAUUCAACAGUUGCUACAGGCCUUUCUGGAGUUGUUUUGGGACUUGCUACUACUUCUCCACAUCACCAAGCCACCUCUGCUAUUCACUUUAACCGGACCCUUGUCAACAAUCUCAGCGGCAAUAACAUGCAGUCAAACGGGGCAGGACAGGGACAGGAUUCAGAGCUUUCCUGCCUUAACAGCGCGCAAAACGGGGAGUCAUCCUCCGCUGGGGGAACGCACUUCAACGGGCUUCUGGUCAGCACAAACAAUGGGAAUAGUGUCGGUACCAAUAACGGAGCCGGACCUGGCUCAGGGACGUCCACAGCCUCUGGUUCGGAGGUCGGCUCCAUGAAAAAGAAGAAACGUCUUUCACAGUCGGAGGAAGAUGUCAUCCGAUUAAUAGGACAACAUCUCCACGGGUUAGGGCUAAAUCAAACAGUGGACCUGCUAAUGCAGGAGUCGGGCUGCAGACUGGAACAUACCUCAGCCACAAAGUUCCGCAACAACGUCAUGGAGGGGGAGUGGGAAAAGGCUGAGAAUGAUCUCAACGAGCUGAGGGCACUGAUGCAUUCUCCCAACGCUAUUGUGCGUAUGAAGUUCCUGCUCCUGCAGCAGAAGUAUCUGGAGUACUUGGAGGACGGGAAGGUUCUCGAGGCUCUGCAGGUGCUCAGGGGAGAGCUCACGCCGCUCAAGUACAACACGGACCGAAUCCAUGUUCUCAGCGGGUAUCUGAUGUGUAGCCAUGCAGAGGACCUGCGCGCCAAGGCAGAGUGGGACGGCAAAGGUGCAAACUCACGCUGCCGACUGCUGGACAAGCUACAGACAUACCUGCCCCCGUCGGUGAUGCUUCCCCCACGCCGGCUGCAGACCCUGCUGAGACAGGCUGUGGAGCUGCAGAGGGACCGCUGCCUCUACCACAACACCAAACUGGACAGCAGCCUGGACUCUGUCUCCCUGCUCCUGGACCACGUCUGCAGCCGGUCAGCAACACACUCAGGGAAGCAGUUCCCGUGCUACACGCAGCAGAUCCUCACAGAGCACUGUAACGAGGUGUGGUUUUGUAAGUUCUCCAACAACGGCACCAAGCUGGCCACCGGCUCCAAAGACACCACCGUCAUCAUCUGGCAGGUGGACCCUGAGAGCCACCAGUUGAAGCUGCUGCGGACCUUAGAGGGCCAUGCCUACGGUGUGUCCUACCUGGCCUGGAGCCCUGAUGACGCCUACCUGAUCGCCUGCGGACCCGAUGACUGCUCUGAACUCUGGCUGUGGAACGUCCAGACGGGCGAGUUGCGGACCAAGAUGAGCCAGUCCCACGAGGACAGUCUAACCAGUGUGGCCUGGAACCCUGACGGGAAACGCUUUGUUACCGGGGGACAGAGGGGACAGUUCUACCAGUGUGACCUGGACGGUAACCUGUUGGACUCGUGGGAGGGCGUGCGUGUGCAGUGCCUCUGGUGUGUGGGGGACGGCAGGACGGUGCUAGCGUCAGACACUCACCAGCGGAUCCGGGGUUACAACUUUGAGGACCUAACGGACAGAAACAUAGUUCAGGAGGACCAUCCUAUCAUGUCUUUCACUGUUUCCAAGAACGGAAGAUUAGCUUUGUUAAAUGUAGCAACUCAGGGAGUGCAUCUUUGGGACCUGCAGGACCGAGUGUUGGUGAGGAAGUACCAAGGUGUGACCCAGGGCUUCUACACCAUCCACUCCUGCUUCGGAGGCCACAAUGAAGACUUCAUUGCCAGCGGCAGCGAAGACCAUAAGGUCUAUAUCUGGCACCGACGCAGUGAGCUGCCCAUCGCUGAGCUGACGGGGCACACUCGCACAGUCAACUGCGUUAGCUGGAACCCCGCCAUCCCAGGCCUCAUGGCCUCCGCCUCGGACGACGGCACUGUGCGUGUCUGGGGCCCUGCACCCUUCCUCGACACACAGGUGGUCGACGGGCUCAAUGAGAACUGCAGCAACAUGGACAGUUGAUGGUGACGUUGGAAUGGAAAACUUAUUCUCUUUUACAACAAGAAAUAAAACCAACCAACAACCAAUAAACAUCAAAACGAGAACGAAAUCCAAAACCUGACAAAACAAAACAGAGAAAAGUUAAUCAUUUGUCUCAUGACAAUUGACAAUCACCUAUGGAGGUGAGGAUGAACACACGCUUACAAAACUAGGUCUUCAUCCAAAACCAGAACCAGGGACUUGGAAGACCAGUGACCUGGGAAAUCGAUCUGAUCCAUUGGUACUCCCUGCUGGCUUCCUCUUCCUCCACCCCACCCCCCUUUCCCAGCAAGGCCACAGCCACACCAGGGGCUCUCCCCUGAAUAUUCCCCUGGAAACCCACCUCUUCCCUGGGCCUCAGGCCCAGCAUCACGCCCCUGACCCCUUCAGACAGCCAAUACAGACCAUCUACACGGAUUGGACUGCGUCUGUCAUCUGUCUCUCACCUACCCGUGUGUGUCCGUGGGGAGGGUGGUGGGGUGUUAAAAGGGGUGGAGGGAGUUAUAAAAACUCUUCCGUUUAUUCGUUUUUCUGUUCUCCUUUCUCCUCUCGCUCCUUUCUUCGCACUUGAGUUGUUGGACGAAAGCAGAAAAUCAACACGAAUCCAACCAACCGACAAAGAAAAACUCAAAGGCUAUGCUUUCUUUGGAUUUUUUUUUACGAUAGUCAUAGCAUUCUUAUUGUUAUCAUUUAACAGGUCAAUCCUAGGGUUGAACUAGGAGUAGUGGCCGUGGAGUGCUUUAGUGUGAAGAAUACUCUCAAUUAGGAAAAGCUAUUUUUAUCCCUUGUUUAAAGUCUAACACGGACACACUCGCGCCAAUGUCCCCCGAGUCACACCCUCUGACUCCCCCUAUCUCCCGCUUCCGAGCUUAAGCUAUCAACCGCACAGCUCACAGUUCCACUAGAUCUGCCUGUCGGGAGGGGGUAAAGGUCAGCUGUCAAAGGUGAGAGGUCAGUGGUAGCUGGUGUAGUGUGGUUGGGUCUCUGUAGGGCAAAGUGUGAAGCAGUCCUCGUGUUGAGUAUCUCUAAGAAUGACAUACUCUUGGAUGUAGAGGUCUGUACAUGCAACUAUUGCCGUACACUGAGGACUGCACCUGUCCUUCCUCUGUGUGUUUGCUUGUGUGUGUGUGUGAGCUUGUGUGUAUGGGUGAGCUUGUGUGUAUGGGUGAGCUUGUGUGCAUGGGUGAGCUUGUGUGUGUUUGUUUAGGUGAGUGAGUGCAGGGGCAUGCACACCAGCAGAAGAUCAUGCUUUCCCCUCCUCCCCCAGUGAAAUUAUAAAGAGGAUUUUAAUCCCAUUCAGAAUUCAUCCAAACCCCCAGAGCGACCUCUAUCUGUGGAACAAAGAAUACUUGAGAGCCAUUUUGUAGAAACUAUUUUUUUUUUUUUACUUGGGCUUUUCUUUUUACAUUUGACUUUGCUUUUUUUUUUAAUAUAUAUUUCUCCUUAACAACACCUACCAUUGGAAUGGCACUGAGAUACCAGAGUUGGAUCAGUUUUGUGGGAAAAUUCACAGCUUUACAGAGUUUUCCCCUUUACAUAAACACCCCCGCCUGUCCCCCACCAGACACACACCCACAUGUACACCCAAAACACACAGCUGAGGUCUACCCCUAGUCACACCUACAAAUGCUCAAUUCCAAUAUAACUUGGUCUUAGCUCCCACUUUGACAGAGCUGGAUAGGUAUAGGCAAGGUUUUAUGGAUGGAAGUGAUCAUAUUGGGAUCUGGCUCACGCCACUCUUCCAUGCACCCUACACAGUACACAGUAGUACAGCAUUAUUAAUGUUAAGCAUACAGAACCAAACACAACCUCCCGCAUAUACAUAGGCUUACAGCCCUUACUGAGCAAGACUGAUUUCUGCACAACACCCCUUUCUCUCCAGCCAAGUCCUCCUUUUCAGUGAUGAAGGCACCAUACAGAGCUUUCUUCCUCCCGAUUCGGGGUAUGUAAUGACUAUUUGCUAUGGACUGAUAUUAAAUGUUUAAAAAACGCUUUUCUGUCAGUUUUUAUGAAAUAUUUUCUUUCAUUUUUUGUUCUCAUUAUAUCAUUUCAUUCUCUCUCCCUGUAUUAUCAUAUUAAAAUAUAACCAGACAACUGGUGUCCUAUUUUUUAUUUUUUUUAUUCAUCUUAUGAUUAGUUUCGUAUUUUGGGUUUCAUUUUUACUUAUCCACUACUUCUUACAUAUUAAUAGUGAAUAUGCACAGUAACACUCAUGCCAAUAUGAGUGGGGUGAGUUAUGUUUUGGGAGUGUGUUACCUUAAGAAUCAGGUUUAAAAUGUCCACCCCUCGCCUUUUAAAAGUGAGACAUUGUGCAGUGAUUCAAUACUCGUGUCUCUGUGGAAUAUGUCCAGGACAAAAAAAUUGUGCUUUUUUUUGUGCCACUGUUGGUUGCGUUUGCCGUUUCUACCCCUACCAAAAAUCAAAGCACUUGAGACUCAAUAGUGGCUACGUAGGUGUCGUGUGUGUGAUACCAUGUUCUGAGUUUCACAUUCUGGAAUGGUGCUUUUCCCAUUCUAGAACCUUCCAUCUCUUGGGCCCCUGAAUGGACUUGAACUGCCCAUCCACACCUUAUGUCAUGUCUGAGGAAUUGAGGCAAAUAAAAAGUGAAGAACCCAAAAGCUUUCACAAAGUUAUAAUUCACCUGCUGGUGACAUAUGCUAUGUCUGAAUGCAACUUGGUGUCUACUCUUCCUUUGUCUUGGAGUUUCUAGGACUGUUUAUGAUUUGAUGCUAAUAACUAUCUUAUUUCUCUCUCUGGAGGUGGGGGAGUAAGGGUUUAUGGUAGCAGAUUAAAAGAGUAAUUGGGGACGGGGAUCUGUUUGCGUUUUAUUUACAAAAGUGAUUGUACUGUUUUGUAUCGUUGUGUAGGAGAAGUGUUGUGUGCAUAUUUUCAAUAAAGCUUUCAGGGUUUUGAAAAAGAUCUGUGGCCCAACAUGGAAGUAUCAAGGGGCUGGAUUACAGAUAUGGGAUCAGUUUACAUUAUCCAAUCCUAUCCACAGUUCCCCAUAAUCAUGAGGGAGUACAGAACUAAACUGACCUUAGGUUUGUGUAGAGGCAACAUGUCUCGACAGACUUUAGAGGAAAGUUUGAGUUCUCAGACUGAAAGGAGCUCUCCAUUUUCCUGUGUUUAACUUUGUUUGUACUGUUGACUGGUUCACACACUUGAACAUUUGAUGACAUUUGGUGUAAUUCAGAGAAACAGCAUGGCAGCAAAGAGGCAUAGUAGUGUGCAUCAGAGGGGAUCAAAUGCCAAAUUUAGGGAUAAACAAGAACUGUUACCAAUAAAUUGUGACUAUUUUAAGUUAA